CGAAGCAUGAACCGUUGUUAAGUGGAAAAUGGAGGCUGAGGUUUACAUGACGAUCCUAACCUGCUUCAUCCUCGGGAGCUCGGAGGGCUUCCAGAUAGUUCACGUGCGCAAGCAACAGUGCCUCUCCAUAAAUCAGAAGGUGAUUGUGGGCUUUUGCAAUGGCAGCAGCUACAACCAGCAGUGGCUGUCAACUGAGAAUGGGAAGUUCCUUCACAUUAAAUCUGGAUUGUGCCUGGGCAUCUCCAACUCCUCAAGGGGCCCCUUCCAACCAGCAGUUGCUACUCCCUGUGCCCAGGCACCCCGAUGGACCUGCCAUGCUCAGGAAGGUUUCCUUGAGGUGGAAAAUACCUCACUCUUUCUCAAGAAACAAAACCGUAAGGUAGUGGUCAAGAAGAUCAGUAAAUACCUCGAUAGCUGGAUGAAGUUAGAUAUCAACAAGGAGGGGAGACUGGCCAAUGAAAGCCUCUGUCUGAAGCAAGCUGGCCUGGGUACAGAAGUCUCGGUGCGGAUUGCUAGAAACUCAGCUGUUCCCCAGAUUCCCACUACUUCUAACACUGUCCCAUAUAGCCCAGACCACAUUAUCAAUACCACAGAGACGUCCCUCGGGAGCACUAUAGAGACCCUCGGGAGCACUACAGAGAUCCUCGGGAGCACUACAGAGAUCCUCGGGAGCACUGCAGAGACCCUUGGGAGCAUCGCAGAGACCUACAGUCAGAGCAGCAGCAAGAGAGGGCUCCCCCAUCUGAACACGGCUGGAACUACAGACACAUCCUGGAGUCCGUCGACGACUCCACCUUUCUCCAGCACCACCGCAGAGACUGGAGUGGCAGAGCAAGUGAAAUGUAACUUCACACUGUUGGAGUCCAGGGUCUCUACCUUGUCAGCAUCUAUCCAGUGGAGGACUUUCGGGUCACCCUGUAACUUUAGCCUCAUCUACAGCAGUGAUACCUCGGGGCCCAUGUGGUGCCAUCCCAUUCGGAUAGACAACUUUACCUACGGAUGUAACCCCAAGGAUUUACAAGCAGGGACCAUCUAUAACUUCAGGAUUGUUUCUCUGGAUGGAGAAGAGAGCACUCUGGUCUUACAGACAGAUCCCUUGCCCCCUGCCAGGUUUGAAGUCAACCCGGAGAAGACAGCAUCAACCACCCUGCAGGUCCGGUGGACUCCCUCCUCUGGAAGAGUCUCCUGGUAUGAGGUGCAACUAUUUGAUCAUAACAAUCAAAAGAUACAAGAAGCCCAAGUUCAAGAAAGCACCACCUGGAGCCAUUACACUUUUCUGAACCUCACUGAGGGUAACAGUUACAAAGUUGCCAUCACAGCUGUUUCGGGAGAAAAGCGCUCCUUUCCCGUGUAUAUCAAUGGCUCUACAGUACCAUCUCCAGUGAAAGAUCUUGGCAUUUCCCCCAAUCCUAAUUCUCUCCUAAUUUCCUGGUCUCGUGGUUCUGGGAAUGUGGAACAAUACAGGCUGGUGCUAAUGGAUAAAGGGGCUGUCAUUCAAGACAUGAACGUGGACAGGCGUGAUACUUCUUAUGCUUUUCACGAGCUGACCCCUGGCCACCUCUACAACCUCACUAUUGUCACCAUGGCCUCGGGACUACAAAACUCCAGGUGGAAACUGGUGAGGACCGCUCCCAUGGAAGUCUCAAAUCUGAAGGUGACAAAUGACGGCAGUUUGACCUCUCUAAACGUGAAGUGGCAGAAACCUCCUGGGGAUGUAGAUUCCUACAGCGUUACCCUGUCUCACCAAGGGACCGUCAAAGAAUCCAAAACAUUGGCACCCCGUGUUACUGAAACUCAAUUUAAGGACUUAGUCCCUGGACGGCUUUACCAAGUGACCGUCAGCUGCAUCUCUGGUGACCUCUCGGCUGAGAAGUCAGCAGCGGGCAGAACAGUUCCAGAAAAAGUGAGGAAUUUGGCUUCCUACAAUGAGAUUUGGCUGAAGUCCUUUGCAGUGAACUGGACGCCCCCUGCUGGAGAUUGGGAGCACUAUCGUAUCCUGCUCUUCAAUGAAUCCUUGGUCUUGCUCAACACCACUGUGAGAAAGGAAGAAACGCACUAUGCCUUGGAUGACUUGGAGCUCAUACCAGGAAGACAGUAUGAGGUAGAAGUCAUUGUUGAGAGCGGAAAUCUGCGGCAUUCCGAGCGCUGCCAAGGCAGGACAGUACCCCUGGCUGUCCUCCAGCUUCGCAUCAAACACGCUAAUGAAACUUCACUGGGCAUCACGUGGAGGGCCCCUCUAGGUGAAUGGGAGAAAUACAUCAUUUCGCUGAUGGACAGAGAGCUCUUGGUCAUCCACAAGUCACUCUCCAAAGAUGCCAAAGAAUUCACUUUUACAGACCUGAUGCCUGGACGCAAUUACAAGGCUACCGUCACUAGCAUGAGUGGAGAUUUAAAACAGUCAUCGUCAAUCAAAGGAAGAACAGUGCCUGCCCAGGUGACCGACCUGCACGUCAGCAACCAAGGGAUGACCACUAGUCUGUUCACUAAUUGGACAAAGGCACUGGGAGAUGUAGAGUUCUACCAAGUUUUACUGAUCCAUGAGAAUGUGGUGGUCAAGAACGAGAGUGUUUCCAGUGACACCAGCAGAUACAGCUUCCGAGCCCUGAAAUCCGGCAGCCUCUACUCCGUGGUGGUGACCACGAUGAGUGGAGGGAUCUCCUCCCGGCAGGUGGUGGCAGAAGGAAGAACAGUCCCGUCCAGCGUGAGUGGAGUGACAGUCAACAAUUCCGGCCGGAAUGACUACCUCAGUGUCUCCUGGCUGCCAGCACCUGGAGAAGUGGAUCACUACGUGGUGACCCUCUCCCACGAGGGCAAGGUAGUUCAGUUCCUCAUCAUUGCCAAAUCUGUCAGCGAGUGUGCCUUCAGCUCCCUCACCCCAGGCCGCCUCUACAACAUCACCAUAACCACCAAGAGUGGCAAUUAUGCAAGUCACUCCUUCAGCGAGGAACGGACAGUGCCUGACAAGGUCCAGGGAAUCAGUGUUAGCAACUCUGCCAGAAGCGACUACUUAAAGGUGUCCUGGGUGCAUGCCACCGGAGACUUUGACCGCUAUGAAGUCACCAUCAAAAACAGUGAAAGCUUCAUUCAAACCAAAAACAUCCCCAAGUCAGAAAAUGAGUGUGUAUUUGUUAAGCUGGUCCCUGGACGCCUGUACAGCAUCACUGUCAGUACAAAGAGUGGACAAUAUGAAGCCAGUGAACAAGGGACAGGGAGAACAAUCCCAGAGCCUGUGAAGAACCUCACCCUUCUCAACAGGAGUACGGAGGAUCUCCAUGUGACUUGGUCAAGAGCCAAUGGGGAUGUUGAUCAGUACGAGGUCCAGCUGCUCUUCAACGACAUGAAGGUCUUCCCACCUAUUCACCUUGUGAACACAGCAACUGGGUAUCAGUUCACCGCGCUCACACCCGGACGCCAUUACAAAAUCCUUGUCCUGACCAUCAGUGGCGAUGUCCAGCAGUCAGCCUUCAUUGAAGGACUCACAGUCCCCAGCACUGUCAAAAACGUUCACAUUUCUGCCAACGGAGCCACAGAUAGGCUGAUGGUAACCUGGAGCCCUGGUGGCGGGGAUGUUGACUCCUAUGUGGUAUCUGCAUUCAGACAGAAUGAGAAGAUUGACUCUCAGACCAUUCCCAAGCAUGCCUCAGAGCACACGUUCCACAGGCUGGAGGCUGGAGCCAAGUACAGGAUCGCCAUUAUUUCUGUCAGUGGGUCCCUGAGAAACCAGAUAGAUGCGCUCGGACAGACAGUCCCAGCGUCUGUCCAGGGAGUCGUCGCAGACAAUGCAUACAGCAGUAAUUCCUUAACAGUAAGUUGGCAGAAAGCCCUUGGUGUGGCAGAAAGAUACGAUAUCCUGCUUCUAAAUGAGAAUGGAAUUCUUUUGAGCAACACGUCAGAGCCAGCUACGGCAAGACAGCACAAAUUUGAAGAUCUGACGCCAGGCAAGAAAUAUAAGAUGCAGAUCCUGACUGUCAGUGGAGGCCUCUUUAGUAAAGAAGCCCAGGCUGACGGCCGAACAGUCCCAGCAGCUGUCACCAACCUGAGGAUCACAGAGAACUCCAGUAGACACUUGUCCUUCAGCUGGACCGCCUCAGAGGGUGAACUCAGCUGGUACAACAUCUUCCUAUACAACCCAGACAGAACUCUUCAGGAACGAGCUCAAGUUGACCCGCUAGUCCAGAGCUUCUCUUUCCAGAAUUUGCUACAAGGCAGAAUGUACAAGAUGGUGAUUGUCACUCACAGUGGGGAGCUGUCCAAUGAGUCCUUUAUAUUCGGCAGAACAGUCCCAGCUGCUGUGAACCAUCUCAAGGGCUCCAAUCGGAACAUGACAGACAGCCUUUGGUUCAGCUGGAGUCCAGUCUCCGGGGACUUUGACUUCUAUGAGCUGAUCCUCUACAAUCCCAAUGGCACGAAGAAGGAGAACUGGAAAGAAAAGGACGUGACAGAGUGGCGUUUUCAAGGUCUCGUUCCUGGAAGGAAAUACACCCUAUAUGUGGUGACUCACAGUGGGGACCUCAGCAAUAAAGUCACAGGGGAGGGCAGAACAGCCCCAAGUCCUCCGAGUCUUCUGUCAUUCGCCGAUGUUGCGAACACCUCCUUGGCCAUCACCUGGAAGGGACCCCCAGACUGGACUGACUACGAUGACUUUGAGCUGCAGUGGUCCCCUGGAGAUGCGCUUACCAUCUUCAACCCCUACAGCAGCAGAAAGUCAGAAGGACGCAUUGUGCACGGGCUUCGCCCAGGGAGGUCCUACCAAUUCAGCGUCAAGACCGUGAGCGGGGACUCCUGGAAAACCUACAGCAAACCAAUUUCUGGGUCUGUGAGGACAAAGCCAGACAAGAUACAAAACCUGCAUUGCCGCCCCCAGAACUCCACGGCCAUUGCCUGCUCUUGGAUACCCCCUGACUCCGACUUUGACGGCUAUAGCAUUGAGUGCCGAAAAAUGGAUACCCAAGAAAUCGAGUUUUCCAGAAAGCUGGAGAAAGAAAAAUCACUGCUCAACAUCAUGAUGUUAGUGCCUCAUAAGAGGUACCUGGUGUCCAUCAAGGUGCAGUCGGCCGGCAUGACCAGUGAGGUGGUUGAAGAUAGCACCAUCACCAUGAUAGACCGCCCGCCUCCACCGCCUCCGCACAUCCGCGUGAAUGAAAAGGAUGUGCUGAUCAGCAAAUCUUCCAUCAACUUUACUGUCAACUGCAGCUGGUUCAGCGACACCAACGGAGCGGUUAAAUACUUCGCUGUGGUGGUGAGAGAGGCCGACAGCAUGGAUGACUUGAAGCCAGAACAGCAGCAUCCUCUCCCUUCCUACCUGGAUUACAGCCACAACGCCUCCAUCCGAGUCUACCAGACCAAUUAUUUUGCCAGCAAAUGUGCUGAAAGACCCGACAGCAGUUCUAAAAGUUUCACCAUUAAGCUUGGAGCAGAGAUGGACAGCCUUGGUGGCAAAUGUGAUCCCAGUCAGCAGAAAUUCUGCGAUGGACCGCUGAAGCCACACACUGCCUACAGAAUCAGCAUCCGGGCUUUUACUCAGCUAUUUGACGAGGACUUGAAAGAGUUCACAAAACCUCUCUAUUCAGAUACGUUCUUCUCUAUGCCCAUCACCACAGAGUCAGAGCCCUUGUUUGGAGUCAUUGAGGGUGUGAGUGCUGGUCUGUUUCUCAUUGGCAUGCUGGUGGCCCUUGUCGCCUUCUUCGUCUGCAGACAGAAAGCUAGCCACAGCAGGGAAAGGCCAUCUGCCCGGCUGAGCAUUCGCAGGGAUCGGCCUUUGUCUGUCCAUUUGAAUCUGGGCCAGAAAGGCAACCGGAAAACGUCUUGCCCCAUAAAGAUAAAUCAGUUUGAAGGGCAUUUCAUGAAGCUGCAGGCGGACUCCAACUACCUUCUAUCCAAGGAAUAUGAGGACUUAAAAGAUGUGGGUAGAAGCCAGUCAUGUGACAUUGCCCUCUUGCCUGAGAAUCGAGGGAAAAAUCGAUACAACAACAUAUUGCCUUAUGAUGCCUCGAGAGUGAAGCUCUGUAACGUCGAUGAUGACCCUUGCUCUGACUACAUCAACGCCAGUUACAUCCCCGGUAACAACUUCAGAAGAGAAUACAUAGCUACUCAGGGACCGCUUCCGGGCACCAAGGAUGACUUCUGGAAAAUGGCGUGGGAGCAGAAUGUUCACAACAUCGUCAUGGUGACCCAGUGUGUUGAAAAGGGCCGAGUAAAGUGUGACCAUUACUGGCCAGCAGACCACGACCCCCUCUACUACGGUGAUCUCAUCCUGCAGAUGGUCUCGGAGUCCGUGCUCCCGGAGUGGACCAUCAGGGAGUUUAAGAUAUGCAGUGAAGAACAGUUGGAUGCACACAGACUCAUCCGUCACUUCCACUACACGGUGUGGCCAGACCAUGGGGUCCCAGAGACCACCCAGUCCCUGAUCCAAUUUGUGAGGACAGUCAGGGACUAUAUCAACAGAAGCCCGGGGGCCGGGCCCACCGUAGUGCACUGCAGCGCUGGUGUGGGCAGAACAGGGACGUUUGUUGCCCUGGACCGGAUCCUCCAGCAGUUGGACUCUAAGGACUCUGUGGAUAUUUAUGGGGCAGUGCAUGACCUAAGACUCCACAGGGUUCACAUGGUCCAGACCGAGUGUCAGUACGUGUAUCUGCAUCAGUGUGUGAGAGAUGUCCUCAGAGCAAAGAAACUGCGGAACGAGCAAGAGAACCCCCUGUUUCCGAUCUAUGAAAAUGUGAAUCCAGAGUAUCACAGAGAUGCAAUCUACUCAAGACAUUAAGAAUUCACCUGAAGAUCCCCUGGAUAAAAGUUUUUCACUGUGUGACUU
Messenger RNA from Mus pahari (shrew mouse), 6808 nucleotides. It is a transcript of the gene Ptprb, whose product is annotated as protein tyrosine phosphatase receptor type B. The transcript is spliced from 34 exons. Gene Ontology annotation, molecular function: cadherin binding; protein tyrosine phosphatase activity. Bases 29 to 6760 code for a protein of 2243 amino acids. Gene Ontology annotation, biological process: angiogenesis; protein dephosphorylation. The record is from RefSeq and is a predicted model, not a curated record. NCBI's taxonomy places the organism in Eukaryota, Metazoa, Chordata, Mammalia, Rodentia, Muridae.